Molecule: messenger RNA, 2461 nt
Organism: Neltuma alba
Lineage: Eukaryota; Viridiplantae; Streptophyta; Magnoliopsida; Fabales; Fabaceae
Exons: 7
Coding region: 358-2220 (620 amino acids)
Biological process (GO): tRNA processing
Cellular component (GO): nucleolar ribonuclease P complex
Molecular function (GO): RNA binding
Source: RefSeq, a predicted model, not a curated record
CUGGGCACAUCCGCGCGCUCCCCUCUUUCCGCCUCGCAAGGCGGCGCACUGUUUUUCUCACCACCGACCACCCGCGUCAACCACCGUUGGUCGUUCAAAUGAUCUCAGAUCAGAGUUAAGGUUGUCAACUCUGUCCGAGAACUACUGUGUUGUAUAAAUAUAGCCAAUGCUUCAGUUUAUUCUGCUUUACUUGAUGAUAGACACGGAAUGCACGGAAAGCUGUUCAGGCUACACGGGCAAGUUUAAAACCUAUUUUACAGUUGGUCUGGGCAAAGAGGGCGAAGGAGAGCUACUUUGAGAUUGACAACAAUUCUUUAUUCAGUAUAACAGCAAAUAAUUUCAGUGCUGGGAAGAGACAUGGGUUUCUUCGACCUUAAUAUACCGUAUUUAGAACCCUCGCUGACUGACAAGGCCACUCUUCAAAGACAACGGACAAAGAUUGUGGUCAAGGCCAUGGAGUUAGGCUACACGGGAAUCGCUUAUAACCGUACGAUCAAGGGUGUGAUGUCUGAUAGCCACCGUUGCUGCAUCCCUCUCCUCACCCUCUCGUCUCUUCUCAAGGUUGCUCCUUCUCUUUCCCUGUCCGUUAAGCUCCACCGUGACGUUCUAGGAAUCCCGUCGGCUGCCCCGUUCCGUCAGUAUACGCGCCUCACUGUUUGUGCAGACAACCCAUCGCAGGCUCAGGCCCUCAAUUCGGGAAAUCCCAUUUUGAAGACCUACGAUUUGGUGGCUGUUAGGCCAUUGAAUCAGACCGUGUUUGAUCAAGCGUGUGAGAGAAUGGAGGUAGAUAUCAUUUCGAUGGAUUUCUCUGGCAAGUUGCCCUUUAGAUUGAAGCAUCCUAUGGUCAAAGCAGCUGUUGAGCGGGGAGUUUGUUUUGAAAUCAUUUACUCUGGUCUAAUCACGGACCCUCAGAUAAGGAGGCAGUUGAUAUGCAAUGCUAAGUUGUUGGUGGAUUGGACUCGAGGAAGAAACAUCAUCCUAUCAAGUGCUGCUCCUUCUGCUAAUGAACUAAGAGGGCCCUAUGAUGUUGCUAAUUUGUCGUCGUUACUUGGGCUUUCCAUGGAGAAAGCUAAAGCAGCUAUUUCUACAAAUUGUAGGACUCUUCUAACAAAAUCUUUGAGGAAAAAGCAAUAUUACAAGGGGGCAAUAAAAGUAGAAGUUGUAGGUGCAGCAUCUAAGUCUGAAGAAGCUUGGCAUAAAGAGUUAUUUAAUUGGGAUCCUAUCUCCAGUGGUGAAGGUGAUCUGCUGUUGGAGGACAGGGCCAAGUCAGAUGCAUCAAAAACUACGAAAGCCAUUGACUUUGCGUCUGCAAUUUGCAGCAUACCAUCUCAUGGUUUUCAAGUCGGGGAUUUCUUAUCUGCUAGUAAUUCUGCCCCUACCUUCCUAGAUGGUAAUGAUAAUUCCCUGCAUGUUACUGAAAAAGUAACUCCAUCAACAGCUGUGCUUAACAACCCAGCCGAGCAGUCAACCACUCUUGAUGUUUGUCUUGAAUCAGAUGAGGGAUUAUCUGAUGCUCCAGCAGUACAUCAUGCUUCCAGCUGUGACAAUCUCACAAUGCAAAGUUGUACGAAGGGCUCUUCUGAAGCUUUUAAAGUCACUAAAGAAAUAAAGACUCCGCCCUCUGGUACAGAGUUCGAGCUUAAAUGUCUAAAUUAUUUAGAUGAAAAUCGCACCUAUUUAAAAGCGAAUACAUAUGAAUAUCAGUCAGAUAAAUGCAUCUCAAAUAUUGCAUUGGAUGGUAUAAUACCAGAGGAGAAUGAGAAACCGGACACAUCUUCAGUAGAUGUCAAACUAGAGGACAUACACAAUAUCAAUGGGAUUGCCAAAAUUCAGGAAGCUUUACCGAAGCAGGAUAUUGUAAUAGGAGAGCUUACGACCUUGGAGAUGAACCAAUCUAUAUGCGAAACUUCAAUGGUAGAUGAACAAUUUAAAAGACAUGGAUCCGAAGCAGUUGACCUUGGUGAGAUGUCUCAAAAAACAUCUAAUGAGGUCAAAAUGGAUGAUUGUUCAAUUGCAACAGAUAUAACAACAGAUGAUCAAAAGCAUGUGGACGAUUGUACUUCUCAUCAGCAUGGCAAGGUCCAGUCUAUGCCAGAUAAAUCUAGAGUGAAGCGGGGGACAACAGGCGGGAUGCAUCUAUCACCUUUCAAGCGAUUAUCGAAUCCAAUGCCUUUUAAGAAGAAAGCUCAAAGAAUAACAAGUAGAACUAGGAUGAGAUGAUUGUGAUUCAUUUUCCCUUUACUUUUUUAUUGUUUCAAUUAUUAUUAUUUAUUGGCCAAGACUUAAGGUAAAAUUUCAGUUUCUAGCUCAGGAAAAAAAAUUUCUUAUAAUAGUAUAUCCAUUUUAUUUAGUGGUGACAAAAUCCUGUUAUCAGGAUAGUUUACGGCUCACAAGGGCUGGUUAAUAUGUGGGAACAACUGCAUGUUUUUGGUUUAAUUUUUAUAUAUUCAAAAUGUUAAUA